AUGGAGUCUAUGAUGAGAGUGAAAAGGUCGCUGAGGACGCCCAUCGGGAUGCUGACCAGCUGUGUGUCGGGGGUGAAGGAGAGAAAGCUAUGUGCCAAACGCAGGAACAGGAGGAGCAGAGGUGGGAGAGGAAGAAGAGGAUGCACCAGGUUGGGGAGGACCCCUUCUCUCCAAACAUCCCAAACCAAAGAGCCGUCGAUCAUCUGCUCGUAUCAGGCGGACCUGGAGAAGGAGAGGCAACUGCGGGAAGCAAUGAACGCUCAGAAGAAUGCAGAGAGAGCAGCUAUGAGAGCUCAAUUCAGGAGAAAAUAUCACCUGACUGAGAGCCCCAAGGACACGAACCACCUGAGGGCUGUUCGAGGGAAAGUGUCGCUCCCCCACAAGCUGUCGAAGAUCAUUCAUCCUGAAACCAAAACCAAGGACGACGGCUUUAAACUGCUGAACGCCUUUCAAGGCCUCAGCUUCGGCCCAGCGGCGCUCACAGGGAGGAAACACAGCGAGAUGUCCACUCCUACACCAGCAACUUGUAAAGUCAUGUGA
Messenger RNA from Cottoperca gobio, 540 nucleotides. RefSeq names its product complexin-3-like. The transcript is spliced from 3 exons. Gene Ontology annotation, molecular function: syntaxin binding. NCBI's taxonomy places the organism in Eukaryota, Metazoa, Chordata, Actinopteri, Perciformes, Bovichtidae. Bases 1 to 540 code for a protein of 179 amino acids. Gene Ontology annotation, biological process: synaptic vesicle exocytosis; neurotransmitter transport; regulation of neurotransmitter secretion. The record is from RefSeq and is a predicted model, not a curated record. Gene Ontology annotation, cellular component: SNARE complex; terminal bouton.